This is a messenger RNA of Mucor velutinosus, 3585 nucleotides long. RefSeq names its product pyruvate carboxylase. Gene Ontology annotation, molecular function: ATP binding; protein serine/threonine/tyrosine kinase activity; protein serine/threonine kinase activity. The transcript has 5 exons. Gene Ontology annotation, biological process: peptidyl-serine phosphorylation; peptidyl-threonine phosphorylation. The record is from RefSeq and is a predicted model, not a curated record. Gene Ontology annotation, cellular component: cytoskeleton; cytoplasm. Bases 1 to 3585 code for a protein of 1194 amino acids. NCBI's taxonomy places the organism in Eukaryota, Fungi, Mucoromycota, Mucoromycetes, Mucorales, Mucoraceae.
AUGCAACAACAUGGUUUAUACGACAAAUCAGCAACUGAGAAAGAGGGAGUCAAUAACGGUAGAGGAGGUGGAGUAGCCGGCGGCAAAUACGCAAGAUCCACCGCCAGCAGUCGGUCUCGUGCACUGAAUACAGCAGACAGUGGCAUGAGCCAAUCUGGAAUAUAUGAGGCGUUUGCAGAAGCGGAUCGAUAUGAUACCAAAAAGUCGAUGAAUACCAAAAAGUAUCUGGAUACGCGAAGAAAAAGCACAACCCAAGUCGAGAUGAACAGAAGAACAAGUUUGGCUUCUUCCACAGCGUCACCAAGGCUCAACACCAUCAACACUAAAAAGUCCAACGAUUCGAUAUCCACUACAAAGAAACCUUCCACUUUGCUUCAAGGACGAAGACAAACAUUGUCAGGUGCAUUAUCCUCUGCGAAAUCCAAUGUAAAUAAUAACAGCAGCAGCGGCAACGGUGGGCUCAUCAAGUUGGCGGACACAUUACGUGAUACACUUGCAGUAGAGCGAAGGUUAGCGCAACAAGAAUUAAGGCUAUUGAAUAAUGAAAAGAAGGCAACAACAACAACAACAACAACAGCAACCCGUGUUCAACAACAACAAAAACAAAUACUAAACUCAGAACAAAAUGUUGUAGACAUGAUUACUAGCGCAAAACGUAGAUCCAGUAUGACUAAAGAGAAACUUCGUAGCUUAGAGCAACCUACAAGAAGACGCACACUAUCCAGUGGUGCUACAUUACUGACUCCUCAUCAGCAACCACCACAAAGACCGAAAUUAACUCCCCCAGGCACCACCGCAACAAAUGACACCUCGGCUGCCGGUGCUAGUUACAUGAAGCCCACAUUAGCAGAUCAGCAACGUCGACACUCAUUAGCCAAUUCGCCAUUAUCGACCACUUCAGCAAGGAAUUCGUCUUCGCCCAGACGAAGAAAGAGCAAUGCUAUACAAAAGGGUGCCGAGUCCCCUUCGUUUACCACCAGCGAAGAUGAUCGCGAAUCGUCGUCUCCCACUCUCGUCAGUAACCCGGUGUCUGCAUUAAAGAGAAGAUCGAUUUUAGCUGCAGCUACUGCUAAGGCUCGUGAAAUGCACCAAAAACAACAACAAUGUCCUGAUUUAGUAGUAGACACUGAGGAGACUAUCGCAAGCACAGCAGCAACAGCAGCAUCAGGAACAAGCAGCGGAGAUGAGAAGCCUACUGCUAUUUCCAAAGCAAUGAGAACAAGAAAAAAGUCAUUGGGCUUGGACACAGAUGCCUUAUACAACCGAAGAAUGUCCAGAACCGAAAGCUUGAAAGAGGGGCUGCCUACUUCUCCCUCCAUGAUGGCAGCGAGAAUGUCAAGGCGAAAGAGUGUGAUUAACCAGGAAUCGCCCAUUAAUCCUGCACCCCCAAACAAACGAUGGUCUAAAGAGAAUGGUAACACAACAGGAGAUGAGCAGCAGCAGCAACAACAGACGCUGAAGAAGACGGUUCGAAAACGUGGCAAGACCCUGCCAGGUAGUCUAGCCAAACCUCCCAAUGUCACUUCUGUGCAAUUGCCUCCCAUGAAGGUGGAGCCUAUCAGACUUAACAUGCCUAAAGCAAACGCAAAAAGAACACCCAAAUCGCCCUCCAUCAAAGCAACUGUCAGCACGAAUCGAAUGAUCAGCACUAAAAAGAGAAUGUCCAUGUCAUCUGCCAACACAACACCCAUACCAAUUAGCUCUUCUUCGUCGUCCUCUGCUGAAGCCAAUGUUGUAACACCACCCAAAAAAUCGCUCUCCACGAGAAGAGCCAAAGGGCAGAGCCAUUUGGGUAUCUCUACAUCGAGACGUGCAUCAUUAAAAGCGCCAUCGUCGACUACCGUCGUUACACCGCCAUUAAAAGCGUCUCCUGUUUCUGCAUCCCCGCGUGUGCGACCAAGAUCAACACGUCGUCAGAGCUUGGCUGUAUUGGACACGAAUAACAAGUCUUCGCUUCGAUCAGCAUCAUCGACGCAGCAGCAGCAACAGCAAGAGGAGCCAGAAUACCCAAGAAAGUUGAGUGGAUCCACUUAUUCUUCCAACAGCAGAAAGAACUCGCUCGCUGACGAAUCCUCCCUCGAUAAAGACAAGGGGCGCCAUCGUGCCAUUAGUCUGCGCGAAAAGCUGGAAGCCAUGGUAGCUCAGCACGCCAUUCAUGAGGAUGAUAGUAAAACCAGCCGUCGAUCGCCCAGCGCUUAUGCGACAGGAGAGUACAGGCCACGCAAGAGUCAAUGCUAUGAUGUGAACGAUAAAUACACACAGUUGCUCACAGCAGAGGAAAGAGCUCGCCCUCAACGCAUCAAGGAUACACUGAUGAUGUGGGACAAGGAAAUGGUGGAAGCCUUCAGUCCAGGUGUGCCCAAAUCACCGUCUAUUGCCAUCAAAUUUUACGGCCAUCAUCUCAGCCCUUACGAGCAAAACGAAAUCCAAGGCUACCCUGAAGUCUAUUUUGUGGGCCAUCAUGCAAAGAAAUACCAAGCUAUGCCCGACAAUGCUGCCCUGAACUAUGGCUAUGAUGAUGAACGUGGCGAUUACAAGAGUGUGACAAGCGACCAUUUAGCUUAUCGUUACGAGAUUUUGGAAGAGCUAGGCAGAGGAUCAUUCGGUCAAGUGGUGAAAUGCUAUGACCAUAAAACCGCCUCUACCGUCGCUGUGAAACUGAUACGCAACAAGAAGCGAUUCUAUGCUCAGGCAAAAACCGAAGUCAAAAUCCUCAGCGACUUGGUGAAGUGGGAUCCUGAAGACAGACACCACAAUGUCAAAAUGACAGAUAGCUUUUAUUUCAGAAACCAUCUCUGUAUUGCUUGCGAAUGCUUGAGUAUGAAUCUGUACGAGUUCAUCAAGAUCAACAACUUUCAGGGAUUUCACAUUACGUUGAUCAAACGCUUCACCAUCCAGCUGCUCCGUUCGCUGUCCUUGCUGUCCAGACAUGGUGUGAUCCAUUGUGAUCUGAAGCCAGAGAAUAUCUUGCUCAAACACCCUACCAAGAGUACCAUCAAAGUCAUUGAUUUUGGCAGCAGUUGUUUGGAGCAUCAGCGCGUAUAUACCUAUAUCCAGAGUCGAUUCUACAGAUCGCCAGAGAUCAUACUGGGUCUUGAUUAUACCAUGGCAAUUGAUAUGUGGAGUCUAGGCUGCAUCAUUGCCGAAUUGUACACUGGCGUGCCCAUCUUCCCAGGUGAGAAUGAGCAAGAGCAGCUUGCUUGUAUCAUGGAGGUGUUGGGUGUGCCUGAUCCUGAAUUGAUUCAACUAAGUGAGAGACGCAAUCUCUUUUUUGACCGUCGUGGCGAACCUCGCGUGGUGUGCAAUUCUCGCGGCAAGAAACGCAAGGCAGGAGCAAAGAGUCUCAACCAAGCUCUGCGAUGCAACGACGCACUCUUCCUUGACUUUAUCCAGCAAUGUUUGCAAUGGGAUCCUGCCAAGCGACUCAGUCCAGAAAGGGCAUUCCAGCAUGAAUGGAUCUUACAAUCGACACGUCCUACUGCAGUCAGAACCUCUCAAGAAGAGCAGCCGCAACAAACACCGCAAGUGCAUCAGGCUGAUGCCAGUGCUGUUUCGCCAAAACCAUCCACGUUGAUACAAAAAUAA